Messenger RNA from Cornus florida, 1270 nucleotides. RefSeq names its product probable carboxylesterase 18. Gene Ontology annotation, molecular function: carboxylic ester hydrolase activity. Gene Ontology annotation, biological process: pollen tube growth. The transcript has a single exon. Bases 33 to 1004 code for a protein of 323 amino acids. The record is from RefSeq and is a predicted model, not a curated record. NCBI's taxonomy places the organism in Eukaryota, Viridiplantae, Streptophyta, Magnoliopsida, Cornales, Cornaceae.
CACGCUUCUUGUUUUAGAGAGAGAGAGAGAGAAUGAGUUUGGGUAGAACAUCGCCGGACCUCCCAUGGAAGACCAGACUGUUUAUAGCCACGUACUGCUUCGGCGUCGACGUCUGUCGCCGCUCCAACGGCACCCUCAACCGCGGUCUCAUGAACAUGUUCGACCCAAAAUUUCCUCCAUCCAAAACCUCCUCCGACCACACCAUCGACCCCUCCCGCAACCUCUGGUUCCGCCUCUUCCUCCCCUCCGCCACCAUCUCUGAAACCGCCAAACUCCCUCUCAUCGUCUACUUCCACGGCGGCGGAUUCGCCUUCAGCGCCGCCAACUCCAAGCCCUACAACGACUUCUGCAUCCGCCUGGCCGACGAAAUCCCCGCCGUCGUCGUCUCCAUCAACUACCGUCUCUCUCCCGAGCACCGUUUCCCCACUCAAUACGACGACUGCUUCGAAGCCUUGAAAUUCAUCGACAGCGACGCCGUCGUUUUGCCGCCGCAGGCCGAUCGGAGCCGGUGCUUCCUCGCCGGAGACAGCGCCGGAGGAAACAUUGCGCACCACGUGAUGGUCAGAUCAGCAGACGAAGUGUUGGAGAAAAUGAAACUCGCCGGAUUGAUAAUGAUUCAGCCGUUCUUCGGCGGCGAAGAGCGCACGGAAUCGGAGCUCCGGCUGACGAAGAUGCCGCUGGUGAAUCUGGAGCGUACGGACUGGAUGUGGAAGGUGUUUCUGCCGGAAGGAUCGGACCGGGACCACGAGGCGGCGAACGUGUUCGGCGGUGGAUCGAAAUCCGUUGAUUUGUCGGCAAUGAAUUUUCCGGCGACGAUGGUGUUCGUGGGAGGUUUUGAUCCGUUACAGGACCGGCAAAGAAUGUACUACGAGGGGUUGAAAAAGAGUGGAAAAGAAGUGAAGUUGGUGGAAUACCCGAAUGCGAUCCAUGGGUUUUAUGCACUUCCGGAAUUGCCCGAUUCUGCCUUGUUGAUUAAGGAGGUGAGAGAUUUUAUUCAAAAAUAGCCUAUCACAAUCGGAAUCAAGUUUUUUUUGAGAAAGUUUACAAUACCAAAUAAUAGUGACGGGUAUUGCACGCUUUUAUGAAUUUUUUUUUUUUUUUUUUUUUUUUUUUUUUAUGAGUUUUUGUUUUAAAGGACAACUUAUAUAUGUCAUAAUUCAUAUGUGCUUUGUAUAAGCUUUGAUUAUAAAUUAUAAGGUAAUUUUUUUUUUUCAUCUACAAAUCUGUCAUUCUAUUUUGAUUUUUAACAAUGUAAUGUAUAGCUCAUUUG